Rana temporaria (common frog) is the source of this 2737-nucleotide messenger RNA. RefSeq names its product LanC like 2 (gene LANCL2). Lineage: Eukaryota; Metazoa; Chordata; Amphibia; Anura; Ranidae. Gene Ontology annotation, biological process: peptide modification; carbohydrate metabolic process. The coding region runs from base 1114 to 2424 and encodes 436 amino acids. The transcript is spliced from 9 exons. The record is from RefSeq and is a predicted model, not a curated record. Gene Ontology annotation, cellular component: plasma membrane.
CCUACCCAUUUAUUCAUCUGUGGAUCACACGGAGGGAACACAAAUUCAACACAGCCGCUAAAAGAAAAAAAAGCUAUGCUUAUUUGAUUUUCCCAGCUAUUGUGCAUGUGUGUAAAGUUUAUGCAUCCUAUUUUACAUAUCCGCAGGGCUUGCUUUUUUUUUUCUUUCACUGGCAAGGUGAAUGAAUGACUGAGGAGGACGGAGCAGCUGCUCAUUUAAAGCGUACUGAAUGGAGGCUGAACGCCACUGAAGUGGACAUUUUCUCCUUCCUAUUCUUGUGCUGGAACCUUUAGGGAUGGCAAUCUGAAUACAAGCCAACGAUGCAACAGUGAGAAGUAUUCAGCGAUCUCCGGAAGGGGACUGCUCCACCAUAUAUCUAUACAUUGUAUACUACUUCCACCUUUUUCUGUUAUGUGCGUUCAGAUGACGGCAUGGAUUCUGCAAAAGGAUCGCUUUUCCAUGAUAGAAACGUGAAAGCGGCGGACUGAUUGAACCGAUCGAACCUCCCCGGGGACACUUGUCUCUCUCUUGUCGCCACCGGACAGGAUUUCAGCAGCCCCAAAAGGGGCGUGCUUGGCUGCCCACUGAUGAAUUGCACUUAGGACUAUGGGGGAGAAUUCAGCGUCGGUGAUGUGUGAUGUCUGCUGAGUGAGAUUCUGCUUUGUCACCACAAUUCCAUCAUCCUGCCUUCAUGUGCCAGGAAUCCUGCCCAGCGCCUGUAGGAAUAAAGACAAUCUGUUAUUGGCACACAACCCACUGAAUGGCAUUACACCGUCCCUUUAUUGCCUUAUUGCACCAACCUUUAAAUAGAUCUGAAAAAAAAAGUGAGAUAUUAAAAACAAACUGUAUUAGUUGUGCCUGAGGCUUAUAGCAGGUUGCCUCUGAAAUAAUUCCUCCUUCUAUCUUUUCCUGUGAAAUGUGGAUGAUCAGGUUGGAUUGCUGUCUCCAGCACUGCACAAUGUCCCCCUGAUUGACGCCGACCAUUGAGGCACACAGGAGUCAGUGAUAGAUCCCGGUGACGGACACUAGGGGGAGCCGCUGAGUGAGGACAGAGCAGACAUUGGCGUUGCGGGGAGUUUGGUGUGUUUUGGCCCCGCCGGCUCUCCGUAGGAGAUGGGAGAAGGCAUGUCCAAGAGGCUCAGGCUGCAGUUCGGUGGGGAGGCGGAGAUGGAAGAACGAUCCUUCGUUAACCCCUUCCCUGACUACCGACCGCCGAUCCCCGAGCAGGGGGAAGGAGCUGAGGGAUCCGGGGAGCAUGGAGAGCUGGAUCUGCCCUUCGACAAGGAUGGCAAGAUCACAGGACGUUUUGCAGAACGCAUCCAAAUGAAAAUCAGUGACUUACUUCAGCAAAUGGAAGAAGGACUAAAGACUGCAGACCCCCAUGAUGUUUCUGCCUACACAGGAUACACGGGCGUAGCCUUGUUGUACCUGCAACUGUACCGUGUCACUCCAGAUCAAACCUAUUUGCAACGUUCUCUUGAUUAUGUGAAAAGAGUCUUGAGGAACUUGAAUGGGAGAAGAGUCACUUUCCUUUGUGGGGAUGCUGGACCUCUUGCUGUCGGAGCUGUAGUCCACCACAAGCUGCAAAACCACACGGAAUCCAAGGACUGCAUUGCAAGAUUGCUGCAGUUACACCGAGGAGUGGUGAGCACAGACCCUGAACUUCCAGAUGAGUUAUUGUAUGGUAGAGCUGGCUACCUGUAUGCAUUGCUUUACGUAAACUCUGAGAUUGGUCCCGAUACCGUACCUCAGGCUACUAUUAAAGAGCUUGUCGAUGCCAUCCUAGAGUCUGGGAAAAACUUAUCAAAAGAAGAGAAUAAGACUGAGCGGUGUCCACUGCUGUAUCAGUGGCACAAGAAGCAGUAUGUAGGGGCAGCACAUGGACUUGCUGGUAUCUACUACAUGCUCAUGCAGCCCCUGGCAAAAGUAGAACAAGAUACACUGACAGAACUUGUGAAGCCAUGCAUCGAUUAUGUCCGUCACAAGAAGUUUAGGUCGGGUAAUUAUCCUUCAUCAUUAAGCAAUGAGACAGAUCGGCUGGUGCACUGGUGUCACGGAGCUCCUGGAGUUAUACACAUGCUCAUUCAGGCCCAUAAGCUUUUCAAAGACGAGAAGUACUUGAAAGAUGCCAUGGAGUGCAGCGAUGUCAUCUGGCAGAGAGGAUUAUUACGGAAAGGAUAUGGCAUCUGUCAUGGCACCUCAGGGAAUGGAUAUGCAUUCCUGUCUCUGUAUCAUCACACUCAGGACAGGAAAUAUCUCUACAGAGCCUGCAAGUUUGCAGAGUGGUGUUUAGAUUAUGGGAAACAUGGAUGCCGAAUCCCAGACCGACCUUACUCUCUCUUUGAAGGAAUGGCUGGCGCUAUUCAUUUCCUAUCGGACGUGUUGACACCAGAGACUUCACGCUUCCCUGCAUUUGAACUUUGAUUGGCUGGCAGGAGAAUUUUGGAUACAGUCUGUGUGUGCAACGAGGAGAUGUUGAAUUUCCACCCGUCAUGUUCAGUGCCUCCACCACAUGCUGCCAACUUUACCUUGUCACCACUUUUUUCAGAGUGUUGUGGCAAUGUUUACUGAAGCCGUUGCUGCAGAAAAUGGGCUAAAUGGAAUCUUACAUUAUCAACUCUGUGAUCUUGAUGUUCUGCAGACUGAAGAUGCUAUCUCUUUUGUUUUAUGUUUGCCAUUGGACGUUUUUUACCAAUGCAUUCUGAUGGCAUUUAAUUUUCAGAUGCAUUAUUGCAAU